GGGUGGGACUUCCGGUGGAGCUAGCUAUCUGACCAGAUAGUGUGUACCGGGAAACGGUCGACGAAGCUGAGUGUCAGUCAUGCCGCACAACUUCAAACCGGGAGACCUGGUUUUCGCCAAGAUGAAGGGAUACCCUCACUGGCCGGCACGGAUUGAUGAUGUUGCUGAUGGGGCAGUCAAACCCCCACCCAACAAGUACCCUAUUUUCUUCUAUGGUACCCACGAGACAGCAUUUCUUGGCCCCAAGGAUCUUUUUUUGUAUGAAAAAUACAAGGAUAAAUAUGGGAAACCAAACAAGAGGAAGGGAUUCAAUGAAGGACUAUGGGAAAUACAGAGUAAUCCUCACGCCAGCUAUAGCAUGCCCCGUCCGUUAGUUAGCUCAUCUGAUAGUGAUGUGCCAGAUGAGCAGGCAACAGCUGGGACAGAGUCUGGACUAGAGGAAUCCGUGCCGGCCCUCCCUCCACCUGACGAGGCAACAUCUAGUGAGGAAGAGGGUAGCGAUUUUGGGGGAGUGAAAAGAAAAGGACCAAUUGUCAAGGAUCCCAAAGCAAAGCGUGUAAAACAUUCAUCCAGUGAGCAGGAUCCAGACAGUGCUUCUACCUCUGAAGAAGAGAACUCUGACAGUGACCAGGAUUUUAACCCAGAAAAAAACAAAACACAGAGGAAGACAGGACCCGGAGGAAGAAAAAGCAAGGCAGCAGUAAAUUCUGGGUCUGACUCAAAAUCUGACUCUGAAGAUGAAGGGAAGGAUGAUGUGAAAAUGCCGUCAUCAUCGUCGUCUUCUGAUUCUGAAAAACCUGUGAGGAAAGCUCCAAGAGGCCGUAAACCAGUUGAAAAAUCUGCAUCAAAGCCUCGUGGCAGAGUCCGAAAAACAGAGACUCCCCCAGACAGCUCUAGCAGUGACAGUGACAGUUCCCCAGACCGGGUUAGUGAAUGGAAGAAGCGAGAUGAGGAAAGGCGGAGUGCGCUGGAAGAGCGGAGGAGAAAGGAACAAGAGGAGCAGUUGCGCCGACUACGUGAGGAGGAAAAGGAGGAGGAUGAGAGAAAAAAGAGAGAGAAGAUAGAAAAGGGGGACAAAGGUAAAACUGACAGUGACAGCAGCCAAAGCGAUGAUGAAGAUUUUAAGCAAGAAAAGAGAUUUACAUCUUCUGACUCUGAAAAUGAGAAAAAAUCCACAAAGGAAUCGAAAACUAGUCCAGGAGAUGGGAAGAAAGCCCCAAAGAAGGAAAAAGACAGAAUGGCCUCAGAUUCAGACAGUGACAAGAAGAUUAAGAAGACUGUCAAAAAGACACCAGCUUCACAGUCUGCGAAAAAAACAACUGAGAAGGAAAAACGUGGAGACCGACCAAGAGGAAGGCCUCCCAAGACUGAUAAGGGAAGAAAGAAACCAGAAACAAUAAAUGACCGGAAAACACAGAAGAAAGAGCCUACAGUAGAAGAAAAACUCCAGAAGCUCCACAGUGAGAUCAAGUUUGCAUUGAAAGUGGACAAUCCUGACAUACAGAAAUGUCUGAAUGCUCUGGAGGAGCUUGGUGGUCUCCAGGUGACUUCUCAUAUACUGCAGAAGAAUACAGAUUUGGUUGCCACGCUCAAAAAGAUACGCCGGUACAAGGCCAAUCAAUCUGUAAUGGACAAGGCUACUGAAGUAUACAGUCGAAUCAAGGCUCGUAUUCUGGGUCCCAAAUCUGAGUCUCAACUGAAAGACAGCCAGAAAGAUAACAUCGGCGAAAAAGAUAAAGAAACGCCAGUGAAUGGAGACUCUACAUCCCAAGCAAAUGAGGGUAGUGUUGAUAAGGAAAGUGAAGAACGUAACCAAGAGUGUGAAACAAGUGAUCAUGGAAAGGAAGAAGACGGUACUAAUCUCACAGACGAAACUAGUAAUGCCGGCCUGAUCCCUGCUGAGACUUCUGGAAGUUGAGGGUCUGUGACACAUAGGAUUCUACUCCAUUAUUGCUGAAGACUGUCUUUGUCAGAAGUCCAUUUCAAGGGUUGCAUCUACUGUGUCCCCCUAUGCUCUUAGUGAUGUUUGGUUAUUUUUUGUUUUGUUUUUCCUAGUUUAUUUCUUGUGACAUGAAAUGAGUAUAAAAAGUUUUUAUAGAUAAUCUGUGUAUUUUGUCGUCUUUGGGGGGAGGGGUAUCUUAAUGCUGGGUUGUUUCUGUCCAAAGAACUGUAUCUAGCCACAUUCUCUAAAAAUCAAAUUGAUUUAAGUAAUCUGUAUUCUUUUGGUGGGAAUUUGAAAUGGUUAAAACCAGAUAGACUCAGAGCUUGGUGUUUCUUACAGCUCGUUUUGUUUGUUUAGAGUGGUCCAAAACAUAACGUCCAUUUUAUCUAGAGUUUAAAAAUUGUUGAUAUAUUGUGGUAUCUUUUAACACCCUACUUAGAAGAUUUUAGGAUAUUUGUAAUAAUAAUUAAAAAAAAAUGUAUGCCUAUUUGUUGUGAGCCAUACUAGUGUGGGUUAUUUAUGUAAUUUUCUAGUUAGCAGACCCGGCUUCACCUUCUGUUCAUUUAAAUAUAGUUUUUACUUAUAAACCCCUAUUGUAAACUGUUGUGGAAUGUGUUUUGGCGCUAUGUAAAUAAAAGAUGCCGUCGUAGCGCAAAA
Messenger RNA from Spea bombifrons (plains spadefoot toad), 2599 nucleotides. It is a transcript of the gene HDGFL2, whose product is annotated as HDGF like 2. Lineage: Eukaryota; Metazoa; Chordata; Amphibia; Anura; Pelobatidae. Gene Ontology annotation, molecular function: double-stranded DNA binding; transcription coregulator activity. The record is from RefSeq and is a predicted model, not a curated record. Gene Ontology annotation, biological process: regulation of transcription by RNA polymerase II. Bases 80 to 1918 code for a protein of 612 amino acids. Gene Ontology annotation, cellular component: nucleus. The transcript is spliced from 16 exons.